Messenger RNA from Odobenus rosmarus divergens (Pacific walrus), 1027 nucleotides. RefSeq names its product golgi to ER traffic protein 4 homolog (S. cerevisiae) (gene GET4). Gene Ontology annotation, molecular function: protein binding. NCBI's taxonomy places the organism in Eukaryota, Metazoa, Chordata, Mammalia, Carnivora, Odobenidae. The transcript has 9 exons. Gene Ontology annotation, cellular component: BAT3 complex; cytosol. The coding region runs from base 40 to 1017 and encodes 325 amino acids. Gene Ontology annotation, biological process: protein insertion into ER membrane. The record is from RefSeq and is a predicted model, not a curated record.
GCCUGCGACAGCGUCAGCCCUGCGCGGAGCGCCGGCCCGAUGGCGGCGGCGGCGAUGGCCGAGCAGGAGAGCGCCCGGAACGGCGCCCGGAACCGCGGCGGGGUCCAGCGCGUGGAGGGCAAGCUACGCGCCAGCGUCGAGAAGGGCGACUACUACGAGGCGCACCAAAUGUACCGGACCCUCUUCUUCAGAUACAUGUCACAGAGCAAGCACACAGAGGCGCGGGAACUCAUGUGCUCAGGGGCACUGCUCUUCUUCAGCCACGGCCAACAAAACAGUGCUGCGGACUUGUCCAUGCUGGUCUUAGAGUCGCUGGAGAAGGCAGAAGUCGAGGUGGCCGAUGAGCUGCUGGAAAAUCUGGCCAAACUGUUCAGUUUGAUGGACCCAAAUUCUCCAGAACGAGUGGCUUUUGUGUCUCGAGCCCUGAAGUGGUCCAGUGGAGGAUCUGGGAAACUGGGCCACCCCCGGCUCCACCAGCUGCUGGCCCUCACGCUGUGGAAAGAGCAGAACUAUUGUGAGUCCCGGUACCACUUCCUGCACUCUGCGGAUGGCGAAGGCUGCGCCCACAUGCUGGUGGAGUACUCGACCUCCAGGGGCUUCCGCAGCGAGGUGGACAUGUUCGUGGCCCAGGCUGUGCUACAGUUUCUUUGUUUAAAAAACAAAAGCAGCGCAUCGGUGGUGUUCACAACGUACACACAGAAGCACCCGUCCAUCGAGAAUGGCCCUCCGUUCGUCCAGCCUCUGCUCAACUUCAUCUGGUUUCUGCUGUUGGCUGUAGACGGAGGCAAACUGACCGUGUUCACGGUGUUGUGUGAGCAGUAUCAGCCGUCCCUGCGGCGGGACCCGAUGUACAACGAGUACCUCGACAGGAUAGGACAGCUCUUCUUCGGCGUGCCGCCCAAGCAGACUUCUUCCUACGGGGGCUUGCUCGGGAACCUUCUGAGCAGCCUCAUGGGCGCCUCGGAGCAGGAGGGUGAGGACAGUCAGGACGACAGCAGCCCCAUUGAGCUCGACUGACCCCGCCCGC